AUGGAUAUCGUGCGAAGCGUCUACGACUGGACGUUCCAGAAGCUGCCAAAGCCGAAGCCGCCCCACUGGCGCCGGCUCUGGAUGCCCUGGGGCCGCCACGCGGGGCAGGCAGUUCUCUCUACCAAGACAGCCGUCACAUCUGUUCUCUGCGCGACAUGCUCGUUGAACACAGGCCCUGAAGCGGCCUCAGAGCUGUCGUAUUAUGGCCGCAGUCCGCCGGUGUAUCCUUCUCAGCUGACCCUCUCCUUCUGGGAAGCGAUCGGAAAUGGUACCACCAACGCCCAAUGGGCCGCCGCCUAUAGGGCUGCCCGGGCUCUGGUCUCCGAGAUGACGGUUGACGAGCUCGUUAAUAUCACGCGCGGCUUUCCCGGCCCUUGUGCCGGCAACACGGGCGAGAUCCCCCGCCUCGGUAUUCCAUCCCUCUGCUUCGCUGACGGGCCCGCGGGUAUCCGUGGUCAGGAGUUCGUCUCGGCCUUCCCGGCCGGUAUACACCUCGCCGCGACCUGGGAUCGGGAAUUGAUGUACCAGUAUGGUCGGGCCUUGGGAAGGGAGUUCUACGGGCGCGGGAUCAAUGUCGCGCUGGGGCCGGUCGCCGGUCCGCUGGGCAGGGUUGUCCGUGGGGGGAGGAACUGGGAGGGCUUGAGUAACGACCCUUACCUAGCAGGCGUGGCGAUGGGGCUGGUAACUCGGGGAAUGCAGGAUGCGGGCGUCAUCGCUACGCCGAAGCAUUGGUUGCUCAAUGAGCAGGAGUAUCGGCGGCGCUGGGUUGCGGGGGAGGGGCAUGCGGUUAGUUCGAAUGUGGGUGAUCGCACGCUGCAUGAGCUGUACGCUUUCCCAUUCAUGGACGCCCUGCGUGAGGGCGCUGGGGCGGUUAUGUGCAGCUACCAGAGGGCGAACCAUUCUUAUGCGUGUCAGAACUCGAAGCUGUUGAACGGAGUCCUCAAGACGGAGCUCGGGUUUGAAGGCUUCGUCGUCAGCGACUGGGACGGGCAGAUGUCUGGCGUCGCGUCCGCCAACGCCGGUUUAGAUCUGGUAAUGCCCGGCGCAGGGUUCUGGGGUGAGCAACUUGCACAGGCCGUUCGCAACGGUUCUGUCGCUCACGACCGUCUCCGCGACAUGGCCACUCGCAUCCUCGCCUCCUGGCACUACUUGCAGCAAGAACAUUCCUUCCCGUCAAAGGCAGUGUACACCAACCUCGACCGGCACCCACCUAUCGAUGUCCAGGAAGACCAUGCCGCGCUGAUUCGGACGAUCGGGGCAGCGGGGACGGUGCUGGUCAAGAACCUUAACCACACCUUGCCGCUGCGCAAACCUCGUUUUCUCUGCGUCUUCGGCUACGAUGCGACCGUCAACCCGGCGCCCUGGAACAACCGGGACCGCUACGGCGGAGGCUACGACGUCAACCACGGCUGGAACACCUUCCUCAAUGGUACGCUGAUCACGGGCGGCGGCUCCGGCGGCGUCACGCCGCCCUAUGUCGUCUCCCCCUUCCAAGCGCUGCAGGAACGUGCCGCUAAGGACAGGGCGGUCCUACGAUGGGAUUUUGUCAGCGACAGCCCGACGCCGUACCCCAACGCGGAGGUGUGUCUCGUGUUCUUGAAUGCGUAUGCCUCCGAGAGCUUUGAUCGGCCCGGGUUGAGGGAUGAGUGGGGGGAUCGGUUGGUUAGCAACGUGGCUGGCUGGUGUAAGAGGACGGUGGUGGUUGUGCAUAGCGCCGGCGUGAGGGUCGUUGAUCCGUGGGUUGAGCAUGAGAAUGUUACGGCCGUGGUUAUGGCUGGAUUGCCGGGACAGGAGUCGGGCCAUGCGUUGGUAGAUGUUUUGUAUGGGGAGGUGAAUCCGGCAGGGAAGCUGGUUUAUACGGUUGCUAAAUCCGAGGAGGCGUAUGGGCCAUUGUUGAACUCUUCGGUGCCGGGGCCUGAUGACAAUCCGAUCUUCCCAAACUCGGAUUUUGAGGAAGGCUUGUUCAUCGACUACCGGUAUUUCGACAAGCUCCACCCCCGUCAAUCACGAUCCUGCUCCCACCCUCCCGCUGGCGAGCUAAAAAACAAGAACGAUGACGACGACGACGACGACCCAGUUCGAUUUGAGUUCGGCUUCGGCCUCUCUUACACCUCCUUCUCCUAUACCAAUCUCUCCAUCUCCCUCCUCACUCCUUCCCCGCCCGCCCGAAUACCCCGACCCGUUUAUAUUGGCGUACCGGGGUCUGGCAUCACCAAGGUCACGGGGGAUGACGACACCGAGCGGGAGGGGGAGGAAGAUGAAGUGUGGGAUGAUGCCGCGCCUGUGAGGGUGCUAAGAGGGUUUGAGAAGGUUGGCCCGCUGGCGCCGGGGCAGGUGAGGGAGGUGGGAAUGGUGUUGAGGAGGAGGGAUUUGAGUGUUUGGGACGUCGUUGCGCAACAGUGGCGGUUGAGGAGGGGCGUGUAUAAGGUUUGGGUUGGGGCGAGUAGUAGGGAUUUGAGGCUGGAGGGGCGGUUGGUUAUCUAA
This is a messenger RNA of Thermochaetoides thermophila DSM 1495, 2484 nucleotides long. RefSeq lists its product as uncharacterized. Lineage: Eukaryota; Fungi; Ascomycota; Sordariomycetes; Sordariales; Chaetomiaceae. Bases 1 to 2484 code for a protein of 827 amino acids. Gene Ontology annotation, molecular function: beta-glucosidase activity. The record is from RefSeq and is a predicted model, not a curated record. Gene Ontology annotation, biological process: glucan catabolic process. The transcript has 4 exons.